AUGGACUAUGAUGCUCUCCUGGCGAGGUUCGAUGACUUGGUUGCUCGAGAGAUCAUAUAUUAUUUCCCGCCUACAACAAUCCGGCUGAACGAUGCGGGCUUUGCUUCCGGUGAUAGUGCAUCGCCUAAAGGUUUUGGCCCAGGCAGUGAUAUUGCCAACACUGAUCCAAACUUGGUGAUCACUAUUAUUAACCACACUCAUCUCCUCGUAAUAAACAAAUUUCCUGUUUUCCGGCCCCAGUUGCUCUUGUUGACAUGCGACUCCUACCGGCGGCAGCAUGAACCGCUCACCGUGGAAGACUUUGCGGCGAUUCAAAGCGUCCUGAGCUCGUCGAAAGAACGCCACCUUGUUAUAUACAACUGCGGGCCGAUCGCGGGCGCAAGCAGGAACCAUAAACAUGUGCAGAUUCUGCCACGCCCUGCCCAUCUAUUUCCGGACGACCCGAACUGUGACCCUGAGUGGAUUCCGUUUCGGUAUGGUCUGCGGUAUCUGGGGGGCCCAGAUUUCGAAGAUCCGGAGUAUCCCUCGCAGCUCUCGGCAUCCUACCAGGAACUGUUGGCAGAGGCGAAGGGAAGUCCUGGGAGAUCAGCCGACUCCAACAAUGCAGGGUACUUUCCCCAUAACGUCGCGUUGGUCCGAGAGUGGAUUAUUGUCAUCCCCAGAUGCAGUAACAAUUUCAAGGCCAUUUCUGCCAAUGCGGCCGGAAUGAUGGGCUCUGUUUGGCUAAAGAGUGAAGAAGAGUUGGAUCGUUGGAAACAGGUCGGAUUAUCCAAAGCUCUGGCUGGUUUGGGAUACCCGAGGGAGUCUGAGAAGACGAGCUAG
Molecule: messenger RNA, 822 nt
Organism: Aspergillus fumigatus Af293
Lineage: Eukaryota; Fungi; Ascomycota; Eurotiomycetes; Eurotiales; Aspergillaceae
Product: putative phosphorylase
Exons: 2
Coding region: 1-822 (273 amino acids)
Biological process (GO): nucleotide metabolic process
Molecular function (GO): ATP:ADP adenylyltransferase activity; ATP binding
Source: RefSeq, a predicted model, not a curated record